Schistocerca serialis cubense is the source of this 678-nucleotide messenger RNA. Its product is annotated as basic salivary proline-rich protein 3-like. The transcript has 2 exons. The coding region runs from base 1 to 678 and encodes 225 amino acids. The record is from RefSeq and is a predicted model, not a curated record. NCBI's taxonomy places the organism in Eukaryota, Metazoa, Arthropoda, Insecta, Orthoptera, Acrididae.
AUGUCGGGAGUUAACUCCCGUGGCACUUGUGUCUUGGACGGCGCCCGCCACACCCCGGCCGGAGCCGGGGCGCAGCAAGCGCCGCCAACGCAAAAGCGGCGCCCGCCGCACCCCGGCCAAGGCCAAGAGCACGGCAAGCGCCGCCAAAGUGAAAGCGGCGCCCACCGCACCCCGGCCGGAGCCAAGAGCGCAGCAAGCGCCGCCAACGCAAAAGCGGCGCCCGCCGCACCCCGGCCGGAGCCAAGAGCACAGCAAGUGCCGCCACAGCCAAAGCGGCGCCCGCCGCACCCCGGCCGGAGCCAGAGCACAGCAAACACCGCCAACGCAAAAGCGGCACCCGCCACACCCCGGCCAAGGCCAAGAGCACAGCAGGCGCCGCCAAAGCAAAAGCGGCGCCCGCCGCACCCCGGCCGGAGCCAGGAGCACAGCAAGCGCCGCCAAAGCAAAAGCGGCGCCCGCCGCACCCCGGCCGGAGCCAAGAGCACAGCAAGCGCCGCCAACGCAAAAGCGGCGCCCGCCGCGCCCCGGCCGGAGCCAAGAGCACAGCAAGCGCCGCCAACGCAAAAGCGGCGCCCGCCGCACCCCGGCCGGAGCCAGAGCACAGCAAGCGCCGCAGAAGCGAGCAAGUGCCAUUCGCCAGUGAGCAAGGAUACUAGACACAAGUGUCCGACACCUUAG